Molecule: messenger RNA, 171 nt
Organism: Ambispora gerdemannii
Lineage: Eukaryota; Fungi; Glomeromycota; Glomeromycetes; Archaeosporales; Ambisporaceae
Source: the annotation of a GenBank genome assembly
UUUCCGCUGGGACCAUUUGAGCCAACAACGAAUACCAGUUCAUCAUCAGCAUUGAAUGUAAAGCAAGAAGCUGUCGUGAUCCGAAAUUGUACGCGUGAAUUAUGUGCGUACGCGUCGAUUUUUACUGUAAGCAUUCUAUACAUGGCAUGUGCGAUUACUGCAUGUCCUUAG